CUGCAUGCCCCUGGCUCCGUCAUACAGAAGGAAAAUGACAAGAAGAUCCUGGAACUCAUCUCCAACAUCAUCCAGCUGCUGACUGGAGAGGUUGCCAUAAGGUGUGAGGAUGUUUCCAUCUAUUUUUCCUUGGAGGAGUGGGAGUAUAUAAAAGGAAACAAGGCCCUUUACAGGGAAGGGAUAAAGGAGGAGGAGGAGCCCCAGCAGCUCCGCCCACUGGCAGCCUGUGAGUAUAAAGAUGGGAGCGAUGUUACAGCACAUACGGAAGCAACUUUAUGUUGUAAUAAUGAUGGGAAUCUCACAAACCCUGAUGUUUCUCCAGCGGAACAGCCCCCACCGGCCAAUGGGAUUAAAGAGGAGGCGGCUUCAUGGGAAGGGAGAAACCAAUCAGAUUGCAGCAUUAAUCCCCUUACAGAACAGAUACAGGGAACAGACACACCUACUCCUAUCAUGGGGUGCAGCCUGAAUAACAGCUCGGCAGUUAAUUAUGCAUCAAAUGAUGUGAAGGAGGAGUUAAUUUCUUCAUGGGAAGGGGAAAACCAAUCAGAUUGCAGCAUUAAUCCCCUUACAGACCAGAUACAGGGAACAAAUACUCCUAUCAUGGGGAGCAGCCAGAAUACUUUACGAAUGAUGGGUAAUAAUCAUGAUGAAAAGUCCCACCAAUCUCCGCAGAAAUCUCACAUAGCAAAAAGAGUCGUACGCAGGAAAUACAGCUGCAUACAUAGUCAUCAAAUGACUCACACAGGGGUGAAACCAUUUUCUUGUUCUGAAUGUGGGAAAUGUUUUUCAGACCAAUCACUCCUUAACAGGCAUCAUAGAACCCACACUGGGGAGAAACCUUUUUCUUGUUCUGAAUGUGGGAAAUGUUUUAUACAAAAAUCUCAACUACAUAGUCAUCAAAGGAUUCACAAAAAGAAGAAGCCAUUUUCUUAUUCUAAAUGAGUUAAAGGAUUUGCAUUGAACAGUUGUCUAAAAAUACUUUCACAAUGAGGAAAACCGUAAACUUGUGUAGGGGAUCAGAGAACACUUUCUUCUUCGUCCCUUCCAUGUCAGUACGCAUGGGCAGUAUUGCCCCCACAGC
Molecule: messenger RNA, 1081 nt
Organism: Xenopus tropicalis (tropical clawed frog)
Lineage: Eukaryota; Metazoa; Chordata; Amphibia; Anura; Pipidae
Product: oocyte zinc finger protein XlCOF7.1-like
Exons: 4
Biological process (GO): regulation of DNA-templated transcription
Source: RefSeq, a predicted model, not a curated record